GCAGCGAAGCAGCGCGGAUUUAGUAUUAAUGUGUCCAGUGGGAAAGCGCUGGCAGACAGUCUGAAUCGUGCCGUGGAUGAGAACAAUCCGAUGCUGAAUCGACUAUUGAGAAUGUUAACAACAAGAUGCAUGACACAGGCUGUGUAUUUCAGUGCAGCUUGUCCGAUAUACACACAUUUUACGUCACCGAUACGACGCUAUGCUGAUGUAGUAGUACAUCGACUUUUGGCGGCUUGUAUUGGAGCCGACGACGUUAGUAUCGGCUUGCUAAGUCAGGCUAAUGUGCAGAAGAUAUCGCAGAAUAUCAAUUAUAGGCACAAAAACGCGCAGUACGCUGGCCGUGCAUCUGUGCAGUUGAAUGUGCUGACAUAUUUCCAAGGACGGGAAGAGAUGUGCGAAGGAUUCGUCAUGGGUGUUCGAACAAAUGGCAUACAAGUGUUCGUACCCAAGUACGGUGUGGAGUCGAUAAUUGUUUUACAACAAGGAAAGGGGACAACGAUAGACAUCGACGGGGGAUGUGUUCGACAUAAUGAGAACGUUAUUAAAGAACUUGAUCGAGUAAAAGUACGUGUUCGAUUGGACGAGCACAAUGUCCAACGUCGUCGCAUAGCGCUCGACCUGAUUGAUCCAUCAACACUUCCCGGGUUAUCAGUAGACUUCGAUCUUUCCGAAUCGAUCGGCAUCGGAUUUUAA
Messenger RNA from Angiostrongylus costaricensis, 693 nucleotides. The record is from the annotation of a GenBank genome assembly. NCBI's taxonomy places the organism in Eukaryota, Metazoa, Nematoda, Chromadorea, Rhabditida, Metastrongylidae.